Messenger RNA from Dichotomopilus funicola, 1026 nucleotides. RefSeq names its product nucleosome assembly protein. Gene Ontology annotation, molecular function: histone binding; chromatin binding. Gene Ontology annotation, biological process: nucleosome assembly. The record is from RefSeq and is a predicted model, not a curated record. NCBI's taxonomy places the organism in Eukaryota, Fungi, Ascomycota, Sordariomycetes, Sordariales, Chaetomiaceae. Gene Ontology annotation, cellular component: nucleus; chromatin. The transcript has 3 exons. The coding region runs from base 1 to 1026 and encodes 341 amino acids.
AUGGCCAGCCCUCUGGAAGAGACCAUGAUCAGCUACGAGGAGCUGUCGGAUCUCGAGCAGGAGUUUGACGAUGUCGAGACCGAGAUUAUCCGCCAGCAAUAUGCCCUCUCCAAGCCGCUCUACGCGCGCCGCGCCGAGCUGUUGGCCAAGAUCCCCAACUUCUGGCCCCUCGUCCUUGAGCAGGCGCCGAUGGACAUUGACGAGUACAUCCAGCCGACCGACUCCAACAUCCUCCUGCAUUCUCUCAAGAAUCUCUCGGUGAGCCGCUUCGAGCUCGACGAGGACGAGAAGAACGGCGACCCGCGCAGCUUUUCUAUCCGCUUCGAGUUCGCGGAGAACGAGCACUUUGACAACUCGGUGCUGGAGAAGAAGUUCUACUGGCGCGAGACCAAGGACGGCUUUGCCGGCCUCGUCAGCGAGCCCCUGGUAAUCAACUGGAAGAAGGGCAAGGACCUGACGGAUGGCCUGCUGGAGCAAGUCAAGGCCGUGUACGACGAGCAGCUGGCCAAGCCGAAGAAGGACCCCAAGGACAAGAUGAAGGAGAAGGUCGUCCUGACGGAGAAGCAGAAGGCGCUCAAAGAGAAGAUGGAGAAGACUGGCAUGGGCGGCAUUAGCUUCUUUGCGUUCUUCGGCUACAUUGGCGAGUACGUCACUGCUGAGGAGAGCAAGGAGGCGAUUGCAGCGGACAAGGAGGAGCGCCGGAAGCGCAAGGCUGGUGAGGAGGUUGAGAAGAAGGACGAGGACGAGGACGAGGAUGAGGACAUGGAGGACGCCGAUGAGGAAGAGGAUGAUGACCUGGACAUCUUCCCUAUGGGCGAUGCUGUCGCCAUGGCUAUCGCUGACGACCUCUGGCCCGGCGCCCUCAAGUACUUCAUCCAAGCUCAGGAGCAAGACGGGCUUAGUGAUCUCGACUUUGAGACUGAUGAGGAUGAUGAUGAGGAGGACGAGGAUGAGGAGGAGGCGGCCGGUGCUUCGCGCCCGCAGAAGAAGCACAAGGGCGCCUGCGCCCACGGUUGCAAGCACUAA